This is a messenger RNA of Lethenteron reissneri (Far Eastern brook lamprey), 11046 nucleotides long. Its product is annotated as latent-transforming growth factor beta-binding protein 1-like. Gene Ontology annotation, molecular function: calcium ion binding. Lineage: Eukaryota; Metazoa; Chordata; Hyperoartia; Petromyzontiformes; Petromyzontidae. The record is from RefSeq and is a predicted model, not a curated record.
CGCGAGCGACCCUGAAGAUUCGUGGAGCAAAUCCCAGCGCCGCGUCUGGCAGAGGAGGCGCGCCUGUGACCGCCGCCGCCGCUGCCACCACUCAUCACAACCUCCUCGAGCGCCCCGAGUAAUGCGCAUUGUUACAGUCGAGCGACUCAACCGAUUGUCCGAAGAGAGGCUCUGACUUUUUUUUGGUUUUUGUUAAUGAGUAAAUAAAUGCGGCGAUGAUCAGCCGCUUGCGCAAACUGAAGACAGAUUUCUCGUCCGGUCUUUAAUUGGCGCCACGAGUUAUCUGCGUGUCACGCGAGCCACUGCUUCGUUCUUAGGCGUGUUUGUACUUAUCUGUGUAUAGCGUUUAUUGGGUUGAGGCGCUUGUAUGUGUUGUAUAUGAAGGUAGGUGCAUGCGACACGGACCGUGCGAAGUGCCCGCUAAAUCUAAUGCGGCUCUGACCAGGCUACCUGCUUGCAAUCUUACAUGACGUGAGUGAGACUGCGCGCUACCAUGAUGAUGAUGAAGAUGAUGCCUCGUCUCAGAGGUGUGGCGUUGUCAUCUUAUACGAUGUCUCUUCUCGCUAUCACGAUGGCGACUUUACUUGCGCUUGGAGCAACACAGCCGAACACACAGCCCCGGAGGUCCCAACAGCACCAUCAUCAACAACAGCAACUGCAGCAACAACAGCAGCAGCGGACUCCUGUUCGGACCCCUCUUGUGGCGCAAAGACUUGCCCACCAAUCAGCAGCAGCAUCAGCAGCAGGGGCAUCAGCAGCAGGGGCAUCCGCAGCAGGGGCAUCGGCGGUGAUGGUGGCACCCGUGCAAACGAGACUACGCGGUCAAGGGACUCGCUUUGGGCACCAGGGAGACGCUCACGGCGCCACCACCACCACCACGAGUUCGGCUGGACGCGUCGACGGAUAUCAGGCCGGGAGGACGAGGGCGCGGGCCGUCGAAGGUGGCGCUGCCGGUGGCCACGGGAGAGGAGCGGGAGGAGGAGGAGGAGUGGUGGUGGCCACCGCGCUCGGUGCGAACCCGCGACCAGGCGUGCCCGGCCCCGCCCGUACCCAGGCCAACUCAGCCACAGCGCUCACAGGACUCAAUGUCUGCGGUGGGCAAUGCUGCCCGGGUUGGAGGCUGAGUCCCGGACUUCAGAAAUGCACCAAACCCAUCUGUACCCCUGCCUGCCAGAACGAGGGCAUGUGCCUGCGACCACAGCUAUGCCUCUGCAAGCCGGGAUUCGCCGGACAGGCGUGCGAGGUGGUGAGGGCUCCCGCGCAGUUGCAGCCACACGGCGCCGCCAAGAAGCCGGCAGCCUCCCUGCUGCAGCCCGGUGACGGCCAGCCGCAGCAGAAGCAGCAGCAGCAGAAGCAGCAGCCGGAGCCAAGCGGUGAUGGUGGUGGCGUUCCAAGCGGCGUGGCGUCACUGAACCGGAACCCAAACCGCAGCCACGCAGCGGCCGGGAGGUCACCCCAAGGGCAGGCAGCUCAGGGUGGAGCACCUCCUCACCUGGGUCCCCAGCAGAGGCUGGUGAGGCAGAGGAUCAUCGGGCGGCAGGCGCUGAACCGCUUAUUGAGUGGCCGGGGCAGCGGACGCCUGAGCCAUGGGGACCCCCUGGGUCUGCAGUACGUGCCCAGGCCCGGUGACGAGAACGGAAAUUACUCGGUCCCAGUCCCCAAGCGCAUCAAGGUCGUGUUCACGCCGACGAUCUGCAAGCUGGACUGCGCCGGCUCCGUGUGCAAAACCUCCUGCUCCAAGGGCAACGUCACCACCAUCAUCGCCGAGGACGGCCAGACUAUCUUCCCGCAGCACGGGUCCGGCUUCCGCGUCGUGAUCUGCGGAAUCCCAUGCCACAACGGCGGGCGGUGCGCUGCCAGGGAGAAGUGCUGGUGCCCGCCCAACUUCACGGGAAAGUUUUGUCAAAUCCCGGCGCUCACUAACGAGGUGAACGGGCAGGCCGCCACGGGGAGCGAGGCCCAGGUGGCCUCUGACGGCCGUCGCCCCAGUCAGCCCAGUCACUCCGUCUACAUGUUCCCGCUGUCGACCAUCGGCAACUCGACGCAGGUGUCCGCGCCGGGGUCCCUGCCCAGCUACCCGGACCUGGUGAACGUCCACGUGAAGCACCCGCCCGAGGCCACGGUGCAGAUCCACCAGGUGGCCCGCCUCAUGGACGGCCUCAACAUCUCGCACCACCAGGCCCACCGGCCGCCACACCCCCUGCCGAGCCCUCGCAUCCGCCCGCUCGCGUCGCUGGGUGGGCACCAGCAUCAACAGCAGCAGCGGGACAAGGAGAGGGACCAGGCCAUUGCGGGUGGAGCUGAUCCUUCCCAGCCCAGGAUACUGGCCCGUGCGCCCAUGCUGGGACGAUGCUACGUGGACAUCAAAGACAACAAGUGUGUGAAGCCUCUGCCAGGCCUCACGAGGCAGGAGGUGUGCUGUGGGAGCGUCGGGGCAGCUUGGGGCCUUGACCGGUGCAACCGAUGUCCGGAGAAGCUGGGGCAGCCCAUCAUGGUGAACGGCGAGCUGGUGGAGUGCCCCCACGGCUUCCGCAGGGAGAACUCGACGCACUGCAAAGAUAUUAACGAGUGUCAGCUGCGCGGAGUCUGCCCCAACUCCACGUGCCUCAACAGCCCGGGCAGCUACACCUGCAGUUGCUUCAUCGGCUACGUCUUCGACUCCACGAGUCACCAGUGCAUCUCCGACAAGCUGCUCUCGGGCAAGACGGGACUGUGCUACCGCGCCACCGACGGCCGCUCCUGCUCGCUGCCCAUCGCCAUCCCCCUCACCAAGCACAUCUGCUGCUGCAGCGUGGGCAAGGCCUGGGGAAAGAACUGCGAGCCUUGCCCCCCGGAGGGACACACCGCGUUCCGGGAGACGUGCCCGGCCGGCAUGGGCUACCACUUCCCCAUGUCCGAGGUCAAGUACAAGAUCCGCAAGCUCACGGAGGACGAGGUUGCGCAGCGCGGGCGCGAGCCGGCCGGACGCCCGCUGCCCACCCCGGCCGACGGGGACGACGCCGCGCUGCUCCGCGGACUCGACGACUAUGAUAUUUUGGAAGGUCAGCAGAUCAUCGCUCAGUUCCAAGAUGGACAACGGAGUUUCCAAGAGAUCUCGCAGAGGCUGCAGCGUCCAGCCCUGGUGGAGCCUCCUCCUGGAGCGGCCGCGGGGAGAGAGACACACCACGGAGGCGGCGGCGGUGGCGGUGGCGGUGGCGGCGUGAGACAGCCCGUGGCAGGGGCGGUCGGCGCCAUCUCGUCCGACAGGGAGCCCCCCAAGAGAAUCCAGAUUGGUACCUCGCGUGAAUCUCCGGGCACCGUGGUGAGACAGCCAGGAGGAGGAGCUGGUGCCGCCCCCCCCGACAGAGACUCGACAAAGAAAAUCCAAACGGUGACGAACAUCUGCCUCCAAAAUCCAAACAUCUGUGGCCGGGGCCAGUGCGUGAGUUUGGCAGUGGGGUACAGCUGCUUGUGCGAGCCGGGAUUCCAAGCGAACGGCCAAAAAACGCAAUGUGUCGAUGUAGACGAAUGUCAGAAGAGCGCGGGCCUCUGUGCAAACGGGCAAUGCGACAACACGGCCGGAAGCUUCCGCUGCGUCUGUUCCGCGGGCUACGCUGCCAGCCCCGGCAGCCCCCAGUGUGUCGACGUGAACGAGUGCAAGGACCCAAGCGCGUGCCGGACGGGCCGCUGCGUCAACACGCCGGGGUCUUUCCACUGCCAGCCGUGCCAGCCCGGUUACCGUGCCGGCCGGCGCGGACAGUGCGAGGACGUGGACGAGUGCGCAAGCCCCGGCGCGUGCCCCAGCGGGGAGUGUGUCAACUCGCUGGGCUCGUUCGAGUGCCGCCCGUGCCCUGCCGGCUUCACGGGCUCCGGAGGACGCUGCAUCGACGAGAACGAGUGUUUGAGCAGUACGACGGUGUGUCAGCACGGCCGCUGCGUCAACCUCCAGGGGUCGUUCCGCUGCUCCUGCGGACGGGGGUUCACGACGGCGCCCGACGGGAAGAGCUGCCUGGAUGUGGACGAAUGCGGCGUGGGACGACCGUGCCGUGACUCCAUGUGCCGCAACUCCCCGGGCUCCUUCACCUGCGUGCCCUGCGGCUCCGGCUACCAACUGGCGCCCGACGGCAAGGCGUGCAAAGACGUGGACGAGUGCGCCAACGGGAUCGUAUGCGGCGGCGGCGCCUGCCUCAACUCGGACGGCUCCUUCCGCUGCGAGUGCCGCUCGGGAUUCAAGCUGAGCGGCAGCGGCGACCAGUGCGAAGACAUCGACGAGUGCGGAGAGGGCGGUCGGUGCCAGGGCGGCGAGUGCCUGAAUGUCGCCGGCUCCUACACGUGCCGCUGCUCGGCGGGCUACGUGGCCGUCGAUAGCACGCGGUGCCGCGAUGUGGACGAGUGUGCGGGCGGGCGAGCGUGCCGCGGCCACGGCGGCGGCGGCGACGGCACCUGCAUCAACACUCCCGGCUCGUUCCGCUGCUCCUGCCCAAGUGGCUUCCGCACGGUGCCAGGCUCCGACCAGUGCGUCGACGCGGACGAGUGCGAGGAGGAUGCUGACGCCGUGUGCUGGCCGCACCAGUACUGCGUCAAUUCCCACGGAUCCUACUCUUGCCUGUGCGACCAGGGCUUCCAGAGCGCCGAGGAAGGCAAGGGAUGCGUAGACGUGAACGAGUGUGAGCUGGUGGUCGGCGUGUGCGGCGAGGCGCUGUGCGAGAACGUCGAGGGGACCUUCUUCUGCGUGUGCGAAAGUGAGGGCGACGACUACGACCACACGCUGGGGCGCUGUCGGCCCCGCUCGUCCGCAGAAUUCAACGAGCCAAUGAACCUGCACAGCCAAGCUGCCCAGCCAGGCACUCGACCAGGCUCCCACGAGAAGACGGACGUUGGACAGCUUCCAGGCACGCAGAGGCAGCAGCAGCAGCAGCCUGGCGGUGCAGGUCAGCGGACACCGAUUUCGUCGAGGCCACAACCAGGUCACAGCUCGCACACGGACGGGCAGCAGACACACGGAUCACCGUCGCGCACUCCGGACCCGCGGCCCGGGAAUCAUGAUCGCCAGCGAGGACCUGCUGUUCACACGGCUCAACGCGUUCACACAGCUCUCCCGGAGGGACACGGCCAGGCCGGCUCUGCCAAUCCUCCGGCAGGCUCGCCGGCACGGCCCGAUUCUGCCAUCGGAGUUCCCAAUCUCCACUCCACGGGAUCGCUGCCCGGCCUCGCGUGGAGGCCAGGUUUUGCCGAAACGACGGAGAGGCACGGCGCGGUCGUCUUCCCAGAAGGCUCCGACAGGCGGCCGGCCGCAGUGCCCGCGAGGACGGGAAGCUCUGGCCGCGACGAGCGCAAGGAGUGCUACUACGACGUGGACUCGGAGACCGCGUGCUCCAACGUGCUCGCGUGGAACGCCACCCGCGCCGAGUGCUGCUGCACCGCGGGCGCCGGCUGGGGCGUCGACUGCGCCAUCCGGCCCUGCCCGCCCGCCGACACCGAGGAGUUUCGGUCGCUGUGUCCAGAAGGCAGAGGAAACAUCCCGAGCCAGGACCCUGUCACCGGCAGGAGAGUCUUCCAAGACGCCGAUGAGUGCACGCUGUUCGGACGCGAGAUCUGCAAGAUGGGACGCUGCGCCAACUCCCGACCCGGCUACACCUGCCAGUGCCAGCCCGGCUACUUCUACAACGCCGUGAAGCUGCAGUGCCUCGACAUCGACGAGUGCCAGAGCCCCGGGAGCUGCCUGGACGGGCAGUGCUACAACAGCGAGGGCAGCUACAACUGCUUCUGCACGCCGCCGCUGGUGCUGGACGACACGGGCAAGCGCUGCGUCAACCGCAGCGGCCCCGCCGACGAGCACCUGGACAACGUCCACGUGGACAUCUGCUGGACGGAGCUGUCGCGCUCCUUCAUGUGCAGCAAGCCCGUGGGGCGCCAGACGACCUACACGGAGUGCUGCUGCCUCUACGGCGAGGCCUGGGGCCCCGAGUGCGCCUUCUGCCCCCCCAAGUCCUCAGACGACUACGCGCUGCUGUGCAACAUCCGCAUGAGGACGGACGUGGACAACUUUGGCCACUCGCUCGACCCGUCGUUCGGCUAUUCCGGGCCGUACGGCGGCAUUGGCGGUGACGGCGCGUCCGGCCCGCACUACCUGCCCGAUCCUGAGCCCAACUUCCUGGACCGCGGUGCCGCGGCUGCCGCCGCCGGUGCCUCCGUGGGCUUCUACGAGGACAACGUCCCCAUCUUCCUUCCCGACGAAGCAGCAGGCUCGUACCCGUACCGAGAGGGGCUUCAGGCGGAGGAGUGUGGCAUCUCGCACGGCUGCGAGAACGGCCGCUGCGUUCGAGUCCCCGAGGGUUUCACGUGCGACUGCUACGUGGGCUACAAGCUCGACAACCUCAGCGUCGUCUGCGUCGACAUCGACGAGUGCGAGGAGGAGGCCCCCGCGCCCUGCGCCAACGGCCGCUGCGUCAACGCGGACGGCUCCUUCCGGUGCACGUGCGACGCCGGCUUCAUCGCGUCGCAGCGGGGCAGCCAGUGCCUGCCCAUCCCGUGGGCCCUGCUACCCGGCCGCUAGUGCCCGACGGCUCUCUCUCUCUCUCUGUCUCUCUGUCACGCACGCACGCACACACGCGCAGCCAAACGGGGUUUCCGGCGCCACCUCUGCCGGAGCUGCCCGCCGCCGCUGCCCCCGGGGUAACGACGGAAGGUUCCGAACGGAAGCGAAAUCCGCUGGGGGGGUUUUUUUGUUUGUUUCCAGCCGGCUCGUCCACGGGGUUGCGGGAGGUGGAGGGUGGGGGGCGGCUGUUAAUGUUGGGAUGUAGCUCUGCCCGGCGUGCUUGCGAGGUCCGUACCGUGGGUCGUUGGGCUCGAUGUCCUGACGUUUCGCUCCCACGCGCCAGGAGCUACCUUCAGGAAAUAAGUCCGCCUCCUGCGGAAGCUGGGACCACGCGUUGUGUUGGCUGAGCUGGCAGAUUCUUCGGUAACCGAACUGAAUCAGUGGAAACGGACUUUGUUCGCUUUAAUCGAUUCUAUUGAUAGAUGGCCAUUACCCGUCUCUCCUGAAACUGAAUUGAUUCGGUGGAAUGUCAUUGAUUCACUUGAAUUGAGUCACUUGAACUGACGAUUCAUUUGAAUUGAUUCGGUUGAAUUUCAUCUGUUGCAUUCGUUCGGUUGGCUUGAUUCGAUCGCAUUGGGGGUCGAUUCUGUCAAAUCUAUUCGGUCGAAUGUAUUCAGUCGAGUCGAAGCGGGCCCCGUUCCCGAAAGAAGCUCCCAGCACGUGGGUGCGAAACGUCGGACGUCACAGCGAACUACGCGCGGCGCAACCUGAAAAUCACAACGGCGAGCUAUGCGGCAGCAGCGACCACGAAACCCGACGCAAUGUUGGUUUUCUAACCUUGGUACAGUAUAUGUGUGUGUGUAUAGCCGAAUACUUUUUGAAGGAACAAACCCUUUUAUUUGAAUGAAAUGCCAAGACUGCAUCCCUAUGAAUUAUUAUUGUUGAUGUUGUUAUUGCAAUUGUAUUACUCCCAAACACGACAUAAACCACGCUGCUGCCUGCUGUCUGUAUAGUUAUCAAGUGCGGUAAUUGAAGAUUUAAAUAAAACACAAACAAGUUAAUACGUUUCAGAUAUAUAUUAAAUAAAUGCAUUAUUAUUAUAUUUUUUCGCAGAUAUUGUCGAACAGGGAGCGCGAUGAGAUUCUGUGUGUUUGUGUGUUUGCUUCGCAAUUUUUUUAUUCGGUGGCGAGAUGUGAACUACCUCGCCUGGUAUACGGGAGGUCGUGAGUUCAAUCCCGACCCUGACGCCUGCUGUAUAUUUGGAGUUGGCAUGUUCUCCCCGUGGUCGCGUGGAUUUUUCUCCGGGUCCUCCGGUUUUCCCUUCCACAUUUAGAAUCAACGUGCGUUUAGAAGUAUUUGGCUACUAUACAUUUCCACGUGAUAAGCCACUUCGUUGAGCUGUCAUUUGUGUCCAGGUCGCUUCUGAAAAGGUGCUACACAACUCAGUGGACCUGGUAAAAUAAAACUAGUUUUUGGUUCACAGUUAAUGAAUUGCAGACGUGUGUGUUCACACGCUUUAUUUUUUCUGAGAGUUCAACAACAAAAUCACUGCCACUCUUGUACAGUGCUAAGUGUAAGUCGCGCGCCUUGUUCACCGUAUAUUUGUCCGUUUCCUGGCGUAACUAUUAGCAGAGGUUCUACAGACGCGUCGAUGUCGAUCGGAAGCUAACAACAAGGAAGCGAAGCGGACGUUAAUAGGCAGCUUUUCAGGCCAUGACGCUUCUGCAUAGCACGUUGCCUGUGCUUCAUUUACACGAGGCCUUUGCCCAAAACGUUGCCUAUAAUAUACGUCUUCUUUGGUUCUUUCGGUAAAGUCACGUAGAUAGAAAAAAUAAUAAAUAUAAAAACCACGACGUUUCGAUCACAACACAGGUGGUCGUCAUCAGAAAAAGGGGGUUAAGCCUCUAAAGGCAAACUGUUUUGUUUUGCCUUCUUUGGGGCCACGCGUGCGAGCGUGGAUUAUGCGCCAUCGCCAGCAGCGUCGCUAAAAAAAACACAGCAGACGAACAGCAACUGCGUGCGUAAGAAUCACUGCGUGUAAACGCGGUUCGCAAAUGACCCCUUGAAACCACUAGAGGCCGCUACGGUCACCCUCUUCCCCCCCGCCCCCCCAAGUGUUUAAAUUAGAAUGGAUUUGAAGUUUAGAUCCCCUCCUCCAGCGCCCCCCCCCCCCGAUUCCGAGAAGGGAGGUGAUGAAUCUUCACAGCUGUAUCAUUCGUAUUCAGCAAAUGCCACACUAUGCAUUCCACCAAUCGGUUAUAUAAAAAAAAUCAAAUCCCACUUUAAUACAUUAAUCCUAAAUUUCGAUUUAAAGCUUUCGUGACUGCAGGGAUUCAUCUUCUUGGUUCUUUCGGUAAAGUCACGUAGAAUGGAAAUAAUAAAAUAAUGAAAUAAAACAUUAUACAAUUAUUCUCACGACGUUUCGGCCACAACCCAAGCAGCCGUCCUCAGGUGGAGAACAGGUCCUGUCGAGAAGACAGAGUCUUCAGACUUUUCAGUCUUCCAUUCUACGUGAUUUUACCGAAAGAACCAAGAAGACAUUAAUCCUAGUUCAGAGGAUCAUUUUUGCCACUUUAAUAAAUUAAUCCUGGGUCAGAGGUCAACUGGGCCCAUCGUCGUCCCUCUGGGAUGGGUGAAUUAAAGUCCACAACAGUUGGUGGCCCCAUGAAUCUCAUGUGGUAUGGACCACUACCACGUGAGGCAUACCACUGAUAAAUGGCACCACAAUCAAUCAAUUGUCAUUACUGCAAUGCAAUCAUAGCCACACUAAUCGAGCACUCCAGGUGGAUGGUGAGAGGGGUAUUAUUUAACCUGUCAAUGCUGUUUGUAAUUUUAUCCCCCCCCCCCCCCCAAAUCGAACGCCCAAUCAUUUCUGUGAAGGUGUGACCUAAUUUGAUGUUUGAAUUAUUAUUACUGGACAACGCCAAUGCGUGUUGAGCGUUACGUGAGCUUAUCCACCAAAAGGUAUUUGGAAGUCGAUCGCGGCCCUCGUUCAAGAGCAACGGUCUCCCCAUCGCUGUCCUAUAGCCACACUGGUCCCCGACAUAGCAAUGUGGAAUUUCAAUUGUUACUGUGCGCGAGACCUCUAACGAGAGUUGAGCACUGUUUCGUAGUGUGGUUAGGUGCGGUGGGGGUGUCGGGGAACGGGGGGGGGCAAUUUGACUUCACUUUUGUUUAAACAUCCCACGUCCUCAUCGGGACGUUUGAGGCACGCAGAGGCAACCGACCGACCCCAAUCAGUGGUUUUAACAGAAGACAGCCGAAACUUUGACGCGCGCAGAGAUUCGCAGAAGACGUUGCUGUGCCGUGUAUAGUUUACCUUUGCAUGCGCUGCCGUGAUAUAUGUGUGUUUCUUGUGGUGGCCUCUGCCCUGUGGUGCAGACCUUACGGUCUUUUGUUUGUCUUUUUUUUGUCGCUGUUUUUGGUUGUAAUUUUUUUUUCUCGAUCGUUUCUCUCUUUUUCUCUUCCUCCUGCCCAGCUUUUAUUUUGGUUCAUAAUCGAUUUUUAUUUGUGGGGGUUGGGUUCAGAUCGCCACCUAAGAAAUAUGUUGCGUCGUACACCCUCCGCCACCCGCCCCACGCGGCCAGUUAUUAAUAAAGUUGUCGCGUGAAACAAACGUGGCCGAUUUGUCACUGCCGCAACAGCAGCAGCACCAUUAGUGGGUGGCGAGAUGUUAACUCCCUCUCUUUGUAUACAGGAGGUCAUGGGUCCGAACCCGACCCUGACGCCUGCUGUAUAUUUCGAGUUUGCACGUUAUUCCCUCCACAUUAAUAAUCAACACGCGUUUCGAGUAAUUGGCUGCUAUAAAUUCCCACGUGAUACGCCACUUCGUUGAGCUAUCAUUUGUGGCCAGGUCGCUUCCAAAGAAGAGCUAUAUAGAUCAGUGGGCCCAGAACACAUGGAACAAUUAGAUAGUAUGGGCGUUUCGCUGGUAGUUACAACCAGCAUCAUCAGGCAAUUUCCAACACUACCGGAUGUGCUGACGCAGUUAAUACAUUGGGCCACAUUUGUUCAUCACGCAACGGCUUCAUCAAUUUGCUGUGUCGGGUGGCGGAGGGUUUACGACGCGACAUUUUACAAAACGUGCUUUUAACCCCCAGACAUAAAAAAAACUCAAUUGUGAAUCAUCGUAAUACCGGUCGCGAAAGCCCUACACGUGUUCAGCUUUUGUUUGUUUGGCUCUGCGGUCCACGCGUUACUCGGACGGGCGACGGAGAGGGUGCCCGCAACCUUCCGUCCCAUCGCACCGUGAGACAUUUGGACUCGAUCACCGGUGCCUCUCGCCGUAGCUCUAACCCCGGAUUCCCGGACACCACCCCCAGCCACCUUGGUGACGAUGGGAGUCGCGACGCGGGGAGAGUUUAGGGAGGUGCGUCGCGAUCGUUCGCUUGAGCGGAUGCCGUGCGCGGAAUGUAAAUUAGCUGCGUUGUGUAACUAGCACCGCGCGAUGCGAUGUAUUAAUAACGAUCCUGUACAACAACAAAAACAAAUACCGGCUAUGUACUUUUAAUAAAUAAACAAAAACACGA